CUCUGGGCUAGGCUGGCUGUGAUUGGCCAGGGCUAGGAAAAAUGCAGUUAAGAUGCAAACACAGGCAAAUAUAAGCCAGUGCCUGCAGCCAUUACUAAACUAAGGGGCAGAGCUAGAGCCUCUGCUUUGGGCAGGCUCUUCAGCACCACUGCUGCUCACUCACCGGAAAGCUGGGAAGCCCAGUGGAGAAGGCAAGUCCUGGAAAGACCAGCACCAUGCCUCUGAGCAGUGCUUUCAGGGCCGUGGGCAACGAGCCUGGGAUCAUCACCUGGCGGAUAGAGAAAAUGGAGCUGGCAUUGGUACCCCUGAGUGCACAUGGCAACUUCUAUGAGGGGGACUGCUACGUCAUUCUCUCGACCCGGAGAGCAGGCAGCCUCCUCUCUCAAGACAUCCACUUCUGGAUUGGGAAGGACUCCUCCCAGGAUGAGCAGAGCUGCGCGGCCAUCUACGCCACACAGCUGGACGACUACCUGGGGGGCAGCCCUGUGCAGCACCGAGAGGUCCAGUACCAUGAGUCUGACACCUUCCGAGGCUACUUCAAGCAGGGAAUCAUCUACAAGAAGGGGGGUGUAGCCUCUGGAAUGAGGCACGUGGAGACCAACACCUACGAUGUGAAGAGGCUGCUACAUGUGAAGGGGAAGAGAAAUAUCAGGGCCACGGAGGUGGAAUUGAGCUGGGACAGCUUUAACCUAGGGGAUGUCUUCCUGCUGGACCUGGGGAAGGCCAUCAUCCAGUGGAAUGGUCCUGAGAGUAACAGCAGGGAGCGCCUGAAGGCUAUGCUUCUGGCGAAGGAUAUUCGCGACAGGGAACGAGGGGGCCGAGCUGAAAUUGGAGUGAUUGAGGGAGAUAAGGAGGCAGCAAGCCCAGAGCUGAUGAAGGUUCUUCAGGACACUCUUGGCCGACGGUCCAUUAUCAAGUCUGCAGUCCCCGAUGAGAUCAUAGACCAGCAGCAGAAAUCAAAUAUCAUGUUGUAUCACGUCUCUGACUCAGGUGGGCAGUUGGCAGUCACAGAGGUAGCAACGAGGCCUCUGGUGCAGGACUUACUAAGCCAUGAGGACUGCUACAUCCUGGACCAGAGUGGAGCCAAGAUCUAUGUGUGGAAAGGAAAAGGAUCCACCAAGCUCGAGAAGCAGACGGCCAUGUCUAAAGCCUUGAACUUUAUCAACAUGAAGGGCUACCCAGACAGCACCAACGUGGAGACCGUCAACGAUGGAGCCGAGUCAGCCAUGUUCAAGCAGCUGUUCCAGAAGUGGUCCGUGAAGGGCCAGGCCACAGGCCUGGGGAGAACAUUCAGCUUUGGCAGAAUUGCUAAAGUUUUUCAGGACAAAUUUGAUGUGACUCUGCUGCACACCAAGCCAGAGGUGGCUGCCCAGGAAAGAAUGGUGGAUGAUGGCAAUGGAGAAAUUGAGGUCUGGAGAAUUGAGAACCUGGAGCUGGUCCCUGUGGAGCACCAGUGGCAUGGCUUCUUCUAUGGGGGAGACUGCUAUCUGGUUCUUUAUUCAUAUGAGGUGAAUGGGAGGCAGCAUUACAUCUUGUACAUCUGGCAGGGCCGCCACGCCUCACAGGACGAGCUGGCAGCCUCAGCGUACCAGGCUGUGGAGAUGGAUCGGCAGCUGGACGGGGCCCCUGUGCAGGUUCGAGUUGCCAUGGGGAAGGAGCCUCGCCACUUCAUGGCCAUUUUCAAAGGGAAGCUGGUUAUCUUUGAGGGUGGGACUUCCAGAAAGGGAGCUGCUGAGCCUGAUCCCCCAGUACGGCUCUUCCAGAUUCAAGGAAAUAGCAACUCAAACACCAAAGCAGUGGAAGUCCCUGCCUUUGCCUCCUCCCUAAACUCCAAUGAUGUCUUCCUGUUGCGGACCCAGGCGGAGCACUACCUAUGGUAUGGCAAGGGCUCCAGCGGGGAUGAGCGCGCCAUGGCCAAGGAGCUAGCUGGGCUUCUCUGCGAUGGCAAGGAGGACGCUGUGGCUCAGGGCCAGGAGUCUGCCGAGUUCUGGGACCUGCUGGGAGGGAAAACUCCCUAUGCCAAUGACAAAAGACUACAGCAGGAAGUCCUAGAUGUGCAGUCCCGUCUCUUUGAAUGCUCCAAUAAGACUGGACGGUUCAUUGUCACAGAGAUAACAGACUACACCCAGGAUGAUCUGAACCCAGGUGACGUCAUGCUCCUGGAUACCUGGGACCAGGUGUUCUUGUGGAUUGGGGCUGAGGCCAAUGCCACAGAGAAGGAGAAAGCCCUUGCUACAGCUCAGGAGUACCUGUGCACUCACCCCAGUGGCCGAGACGCUGACACACCGAUCCUGAUCAUUAAACAGGGCUUUGAGCCUCCCACCUUCACAGGCUGGUUCUUGGCCUGGGACUCUCACAUGUGGAGUGCAGGAAAGUCAUACGAACAGUUAAAAGAAGAGCUGGGAGAUGCUGCUGCUGUCGUGAAAAUCACUGCUGAUAUGAGGAACACAACCCUCUCCCUGAAUUCUGAUGACAGCGAGCCAAAAUAUUACCCUAUACAAGUGCUGUUGAAAGGUCAGAAUCAGGAGCUGCCUGAGGAUGUUGACCCCGCCAAAAAAGAGAGCACUACUCAUCUCUGGCUUACACUAUUAUGGGGGAUUGAACAUGGAAGUUCAGCAUGAAAGUCUGUUUGCAUAACCAUUAUGCUAUCUACUCCCACCCUCCAAAUAACUUUCAGUUGUCCUUUGACUACAAAACUUCAAUAUAAAGACAAAAAGAACAUCAAAGAUUUUUUUAAAAAAGAUUUUAUUUAUGAGAAAGAUAGGAAAAGAGAGAAGAACCAGACAUCACUCUGGCACAUGUGCUGCCAGGGAUCAAACUCAGGACCUCAUGCUUGAGAGUCCAAAGUUUUACCACUGUGCCACCUCCCGCACCACAGAUUUUUUUUAACCAGAGUACUGCUCAUCUCUGGUUUAUGGUGGUGCAGUGGAUUGAACUUGGGACUUUGGAGUUUUCAGGCACAAGAGUCUCUUCACAUAAUCAUUAUGCUAUCUACUUUUGAGCUUAAAAUUCUUUUGUCUUUUUUUUUUUUUAACAAAUGAGAUUUUAAUUCUUUUAAAUUUUUUAACCAGAGCACUGUUCAGGUCUGGCUUAUGGUGGUUUGGGGGAUUGAACCUGGGACUUUGGAACCUCAGACAUGGGAGUCUGUUUGCAUAACCAUUAUGCUAUCUACCCUCCACCCUUAAAAUUCUUUUUAAAAAAGUUUAUCAACAGAGGAAGAAAAAGUACCAAAGCAUCACUCUGGCACAUGUGAUGCUGAGAAUCAAAUCCAGGAUACCUCAUGCUUGACUGUCCAAUGCUUUGCUGUGGAGGUCACUGCUACUGGGCCUUCACUGCUCUAGGCUUUUUUUUAAAAAAUAUUUUAUUUAUUUAUUAAUCAGAAACAUAGGAGGAGAGAGAAAGAGCCAGACAUCACUCUGGUACAUAUGCUGCCAGGGACUGAACUCAGGACCUCAUGCUUCAGAGUCUGAUGCUUUAUCUACUGUGCCACCUCCCGGGCCACCAGGCCUACUUUUCACACUAGAAAUGUUGAUUUUUCUUUUAAUUAAUUAAUUAGAGACACAGCACAGCUCCACCAUUUUGAUGUUCUGUUUUUCGGAUAGGGACAGAGACUAUAGCACUGAA
Erinaceus europaeus (western European hedgehog) is the source of this 3624-nucleotide messenger RNA. RefSeq names its product advillin (gene AVIL). NCBI's taxonomy places the organism in Eukaryota, Metazoa, Chordata, Mammalia, Eulipotyphla, Erinaceidae. The transcript has 20 exons. The record is from RefSeq and is a predicted model, not a curated record. Gene Ontology annotation, cellular component: actin cytoskeleton; cytoplasm. Gene Ontology annotation, molecular function: actin filament binding; phosphatidylinositol-4,5-bisphosphate binding. Gene Ontology annotation, biological process: actin polymerization or depolymerization; cytoskeleton organization; barbed-end actin filament capping. The coding region runs from base 216 to 2621 and encodes 801 amino acids.